AUGUCUCUCACAGGGAAAGUUGCACUCGUCACUGGUGGCGCAAAGAAUCUUGGUGCCGAGAUUUCUAGGGACUUUGCCGCCCUGGGCGCCUCCCUGGCCAUACACUACAACUCGGACAAAACCAAACAAGAUGCUUCUGAACUUGAAGCUUCACUGAAGGAGAAAUACCCCAAGCUCAAGGUCAAGUUCUACCAGGGUGACCUAACCACGGCUGGUGCCGUUGAGUCCCUAUUUUCCUCUGUCAAAAAAGACCUCGGCAAGGUUGACAUUAUCGUCAACACAAUUGGCAAGGUCCUCAAGAAGCCCAUCGGCGACAUCACGGAGAAGGAGUACGAUGAAAUGUUUGCUAUCAACUCCAAGAGCGCCUUCCUUAUCCUCCAGGCCGGCUCUAAGUACAUCGAGGAUGGUGGUAGCAUCAUAACCAUCGUGACUGCCCUCCUCGCCGCCUUCACCGGUUUUUACACAUCUUACGCCGGGUCCAAGGCCCCUGUCGAGCACUUCACCCGUGGUGUCUCUAAGGAGCUACAGGGCCGCCAGGUUCGCGUCAAUGCCAUAGCACCAGGCCCUAUGGACACCCCAUUCUUCUAUCCCCAAGAGAGCCCCGAGGCUGUUGAAUUCCACAAGAGCCAGGGUCUCGGAGGCAGACUCACCCAGAUACAGGAUAUCUCUCCCCUCGUCCGCUUCCUCUGCACCGAUGGCGGAUGGAUCACUGGUCAGACCAUCUUUGCCAACGGUGGCUACACCACCCGGUAA
Geosmithia morbida is the source of this 753-nucleotide messenger RNA. Its product is annotated as 3-oxoacyl-[acyl-carrier protein] reductase. NCBI's taxonomy places the organism in Eukaryota, Fungi, Ascomycota, Sordariomycetes, Hypocreales, Bionectriaceae. The coding region runs from base 1 to 753 and encodes 250 amino acids. The transcript is spliced from 3 exons. The record is from RefSeq and is a predicted model, not a curated record.